This is a messenger RNA of Hordeum vulgare subsp. vulgare (domesticated barley), 1494 nucleotides long. RefSeq lists its product as uncharacterized. The transcript is spliced from 3 exons. The coding region runs from base 75 to 1367 and encodes 430 amino acids. NCBI's taxonomy places the organism in Eukaryota, Viridiplantae, Streptophyta, Magnoliopsida, Poales, Poaceae. The record is from RefSeq and is a predicted model, not a curated record.
CCCUCCCUCCUCCCUCCCAACAAGGUUUAAGAUAGGUCUGCCUUCUAGCCACUUCUCCUUACCCUCCAGCCCCAAUGGAUGCAACUGCAGCUGGCGAGAAGAUGAGUAUAGCAGGAGAGAAAAAGCAGCAGAGGAAAUCUGGUACUUCCUUGUGGGGAGCCAUGGGGUGGAAGAGCAGAAGCCGGCCAGCAGGAGCAGGAGACAGCAAGAACAACAGGAGCGAGAGGGAGACGACGACGACGACGACGACGAGAAGAAGUGUCGGCAUCGGCAGGAGCAUGACCUGCCCAGGGUCAAUCUGCGGCACCAAGGAGAGCGCUGUGCUGAGCAGGGAAAGCUGCCGGAGUAGCGGCCGCAAUGUCUCCAGCAGUGGGUCUCUCAAGGCUCCGGACAAUGACGUCUUGUCCGUGCCCGUGGUGGCUCCCGGGGCGGUCGUGUCAGCGUCGUCGUCGUUCAACUCGGAGACCUCGGUUGCUACGACGGCGACCACCGCCAGCUCGUCAUCGUCGUCGUCGUCGCCGCUUUCGUCCAUUGUCGCCGGCUCCAGGUCAUUCAGGAAGCUCUCUGGCUGCUACUACGAGUGCCACUCGGUGCUCGACCCCAGGACAAGCCUCGUCGGCGGCGCCGGCAUGCUCCCCUGCUCCGACUGCGACGAGGUCUUCGUCAAAGCCGAGUCCCUCGAGCUCCACAGAUCAACCCACCAUGCAGUUUCCGAGCUUGGCGCCGAGGACACGAGCAGGAACGUGGUGGAGAUUAUCUUCCAGUCGAGCUGGCUCGUCGGGAAGCCGCGGGCGGCGCCGAUUUGCAGGAUCGAGAUGAUUCUGAAGGUGCACAGCUCCGGCAAGACCGUGGAGAGGUUCGAGCAGUACAGGGAGCGCGUCAAGGCGACUGCGGCGAGCAGCACCGAUGAGCUGGCCAGGAGGAGUUUCCCACGGUGCGCCGCCGACGGCAACGAGAUCCUGCGGUUCCACUGCACCACCUUCACGUGCUCCCUCGGUCUCGCCGGCGCCACCUCCCUCUGCCGGUCGUCUCCGCAGCACUGCAAACUGUGCAGCAUUAUCAGAGACGGCUUCAGGGUCGACGGCGAUGGGAAAAUUGCGACGAUGGCGACGAGCGGACGGGCUCACGACAAGGCGCAAACACCUCUGUCGGGCGGCGGCGGCGGCGGCGGCGAGAAGAGGGCGAUGCUGGUGUGCAGGGUGGUGGCAGGAAGAGUGAAGAAGCUCGUCAACAACAGCAAUUCUUCAGAGAAGUCUGGCUGUGACAGCGUCAGUUCCUGCUCAGAUUUGGAUGAACUAUCCGUCUUCAACCCAACGGCUAUACUGCCUUGCUUUGUAGUGAUGUACACAGUGGCUACUGCGACAUAACCACAUUGUCUGGUGUGGUGUGUAACAUAACUUUGCUGCUACUUUUGCUCCCUUAAUUCGCUUCUCUUUGUAGCAUCUCUGUUUCCUGUUGAUCAUCAGUUUAUGAUUCAAAUUUUCCUGUUGCAAA